Molecule: messenger RNA, 879 nt
Organism: Austrofundulus limnaeus
Lineage: Eukaryota; Metazoa; Chordata; Actinopteri; Cyprinodontiformes; Rivulidae
Product: SH3 domain-containing protein C23A1.17-like
Exons: 2
Coding region: 1-879 (292 amino acids)
Source: RefSeq, a predicted model, not a curated record
AUGUCGGCCCCUGCAGUGUCUCCUCCCGUGUCGGCCCCUGCAGAGUCUCCUCCCGUGUCGGCCCCUGCAGUGUCUCCUCCCGUGUCGGCCCCUGCCGAGUCUCCUCCCGUGUCGGCCCCUGCAGUGUCUCCUCCCGUGUCGGCCCCUGCAGAGUCUCCUCCCGUGUCGGCCCCUGCCGAGUCUCCUCCCGUGUCGGCCCCUGCAGUGUCUCCUCCCAUGUUGGCCCCAGCAGAGUCUCCUACCGUGUCGGCCCCUGCAGAGUCUCCUCCCGAGCCGGCCCCUGCAGAGUCUCCUACAGUGUUGGCCCCUGCAGAGUCUCCUCCCGUGUCGGCCCCUGCAGAGUCUCCUCUCGUGUCGGCCCCUGCAGUGUCUCUUCUCGUGUCGGCCCCUGCAGUGUCUCCUCCCAUGUCGGCCCCAGCAGAGUCUCCUACCGUGUCGGCCCCUGCAGAGUCUCCUCCCGUGUCGGCCCCUGCAGAGUCUCCUCUCGUGUCGGCCCCUGCAGUGUCUCUUCCCGAGCCGCCCCCUGCAGAGUCUCCUACAGUGUCUGCCCCUGCAGAGUCUCCUCCCGUGUCGGCCCCUGCAGAGUCUCCUCCCGUGUCGGCCCCUGCAGAGUCUCCUCCCGAGCCGCCCCCCUGCAGAGUCUCCUACAGUAGUCUCCUCCCGUGUCGGACCCUGCAGAGUGCCUCCACGGCCGGGCUUCGGGCUGCCCACCAGAGCUCCUUCCUCACCACGGUUGGGCUCAAAGCCGCCCACCUGAGUUUUGCCUCCGACGUGGCCGAAUCCACGGCCACCCUCCAGAGCCCCUUCUUCGUCUGUGUUGGGUCCCUGGGCGCCCACCUGAACUGUCUGAACCAUUUAGAUGUGCCUAGGGUCAUCUAA